AUGGCCGCAGCAGUACCAACACUCCCCUUUGUGGCCCUCCAAGCCCACAAACCCAGCGCGCCUCACGAGAUCCUUGCAGCAACAACAGCAAUAACGAGUUCACCAGCACCAAUAGUACCAACCACAGGAGGAAUCGGAGGAAUCGGAGGAGGAAUCGGAGGACUUAAUGCGACGAUGGCGACGACAAUGACCAGGUCGUCUUCUUCGGUCAGCCUACACCCGCCCCGGUCUGUGAGUUCAGAUAUCUCACACUUGCGGAGCGCUAGUUCAUCCACAGGAGUUACAGGAGGAGGAGGAGGAGGAGGAGGAGGAGGAGGAGGAGGAGGAGGCGCAGGGGCAGAGAUCUCGGGUAGUGGUACGUCUUUUUCAGCUGGAGGUCGUCCGUUGUCUGUAGGGAUGCUCCGGUCCUCGACUGCGCCUGUACCCCAACACCACAUCCCCUCCACCACUGCAACAACACCACCCACAACCACCACAGCAACAGCAACGUCAACAUACUCAAGACUACCUUCAGCCUCUACAGACCUGUCCUUCCCCACAAAUACAUCCAUCCCCACCACAAUCCAGACAAGGACCCUCCACCCACAAGUCCAUUACAUUUUCGAGAAUGACCCUCUCGAAACCGAGAUCUUGGAAUCCAUCCCCAAAUCUCAAUGCAUUACUAUGGAUUUUGAUCCCCGUUCCGGAGUUAUUAAGAAUGUGGAGAGUUAUUUGACACAUUUACAGGUUAUGGAUGUGAGGCUUGUUCAGUCCUUUGGACAGGAAGGGCAGCAAGGGCAGCAGGCGCAGGCGCAGAGGGUGACAUCGGGUGGGUCUCCGGGUUCAAUGCCCUCGCCUUCUGCCUCUGCUUCUGGGGCUGGAGCAGAGACAGGAGGUGGAACUGGUGCUGGGGCAGUAUCGUCUUCUUCAUCAACAUCCUCACUGAAAGCUACCAACACGGCCAGUAGUGGAGGAGGAGGAGGAGGAGGAGGAGGUCCAGCGGACGAUAACCGGACCCAUUCGAUCACCUCCCCACCACAAUCACACCUCUCAACAUCAUCGCCCUCUUCAUCCUCAUCUGGAGCACUGACAGUUGGAGGAACACUCCUGGCCAGGAACAACCCCUUGAGCUCAUCUACAUUACAAUCCUCCUUCAAGACCUCGCGGCGGUCGACUGAUAAAGGUACCCGAGGAGACGCCAGCGUCAGCGACGACAAGUCAACUUCCCCAGCGAUGACGACGACAGCCACGACAAUGGCAACAAAGGAUUGGACGCUUGUCAUUGAUGCCGUAGAACUCAACAGGAGGGACCAAGAAAGGUAA
Linnemannia hyalina is the source of this 1302-nucleotide messenger RNA. NCBI's taxonomy places the organism in Eukaryota, Fungi, Mortierellomycota, Mortierellomycetes, Mortierellales, Mortierellaceae. The record is from the annotation of a GenBank genome assembly.